This is a messenger RNA of Ornithodoros turicata, 1118 nucleotides long. RefSeq lists its product as uncharacterized. The transcript has 3 exons. The record is from RefSeq and is a predicted model, not a curated record. Lineage: Eukaryota; Metazoa; Arthropoda; Arachnida; Ixodida; Argasidae. The coding region runs from base 88 to 1044 and encodes 318 amino acids.
CCGGACUGGUGGGUCCUGAUAUCUUUGGAACGACGCCUGCCUGAGAGAAAAAGCCAGCGUACGCCCCCUUUGAGAAUCACUGCCCCAAUGCGAAGGAAAAGGAAGCAGCCUGUCUGCACGGAGCUGGCCCCAGACAACAGCAGCCACGGAGACGCUGCGCGAUACUCCUCGGAUAACCCACGUCCUGCCGAAAUGUCUUCGGUCGACGUCAAGUUCGACACUCUAGCAAAGCCCAUGCACAACGAUGCCUCCCUUCUGGAGCUUUUUGCGUUGAUUGAAAGCAAUCCUUGCAUCUGGAAGAAUGACUCGAAGAACUUCAAGAACAUUCACUUGAAACGGCGUCUAUGGCGUCGUUUUGCGUGUCACCUUCAGCAGCGAUAUCCCUUGAUGGGGCCUUUUACACCUGACAACCUACGCUACGUGUACAGCAUCAAGCGACGUCAGUACUACGACGAGCUCAAGGAGAAGACUGUGCGACGCAAGUCUGGUGUCCUGGAAUAUACAGGUCGUUGGAAGUUCUUCGAUUCUCUCAGCUUCCUUCGGGUCCACUCUGAGCCUUUCCGUUCUUACGUGCAGAGCGCAGUGCUUCACUUUGAAGAAAGCGAACUCGCUGUCCUCGAUGAAUGCGCCGACUCCACAUGCUUGGAACAAGACAGUGGGAUAGCCGUCGACAUCGACGUUGAGGACUCCCCCUUUGGAGCCCCAGAGAUUCGAGAAGGCCCCGUGGACUGCACGCUCGCGUCAUACCAGAAGCAACGGUUCACCGGCGAAAGAUCUCCACUUGCAACUGAGCAGAGUCCAAGCUUCCCCGACGCUAAAAGACCCCGAACGGACACUGAUGACGUAUGGCAGACACCCAAAGUUGAAGCUGUACGGUCUCUGACUCCCUGUGUUCCAGCACCAUUGUAUGACGAGUGUGAUCAAUUCGGCAACAUUAUCGCGAACUACAUGCGUCGCUUAUCUGAGGAGGACAGGUUGGAGUUCCACUGCCACAUCAUGAAUAGUAUCAACGACUUUUUCAAAUGUUUGAGUAGGUACGCGUAGCGCUGUUCGAAGUCUGUUUACUCUGUUUACUUUCUGUGAAUCCGUGUAGAUGACACGUGAUCAAGCGGUUGCGA